Molecule: messenger RNA, 874 nt
Organism: Eublepharis macularius
Lineage: Eukaryota; Metazoa; Chordata; Lepidosauria; Squamata; Eublepharidae
Gene: MED11
Product: mediator complex subunit 11
Exons: 3
Coding region: 57-458 (133 amino acids)
Biological process (GO): regulation of transcription by RNA polymerase II
Cellular component (GO): mediator complex
Molecular function (GO): transcription coregulator activity
Source: RefSeq, a predicted model, not a curated record
GCGUUGCGCAUGCGCUACUCGCGGGGCGGAGCGACGGCAGCCGGCGAGGGCCGCACAUGGCGUCGGGCGCGGCGGCCGGGGCCGUGGCAGGCGGCGGCGGCGGGGCGUACAGCCUGGGCCUGGCCAACGAGCGGCUCCGUCUGCUGGAGGAGCUGGAGCGGGAGAUCGGUGCGGCGCUGCAGUGCGCGGGGACGGUGAUCCUGGAGCUGUCGAAGGAGAAGCCCAACGAGCGGCUGCUGGAGCGCCAGGCCGGGCAGUUCGCUGCCGCCGUGCAGAAGGUGGAGGCGGAGCUCUCGGCCCAGAUCCGCUACCUCACGCAGGUGGCCACCGGGCAGCCCCACGAGGGCUCCAGCUACUCGGCCCGCAAGGACUGCCAGAUGGCGCUCAACCGCGUGGACUACGCCCGCCUCAAGCUGGGGGAGCUGGCCCGCGCCUGCGAGCCCGGGCCCGACGCCUAGCCGGCUCCCGGGAGGGGGGAGGGGGGGGCGCCUUCCCACCUUGUAAGGACUGCCUGCCAUGAAUUAUUUUUUGCCAGAAAAGUACGCCUUUUGUCUUUUUCGUUGCAGACAUAUAAGGGGAAAGGCUUUUCUCCACAAUGGAAAGUUCUUUUUAAAUCUGAGGAUACAAAGAUCCGGCACAAAGAGAGGGUUGCGAUGCUAUAGUGAUGUGCCAAUAUAGCUAAAUGGCUGGAUUUUUGAAAAUGGGGGGGGCUGCCCUGGGGAAUCUCUGCCGCUACGGUGACUGCACAUACCUUUGGAGCAUGUGGAUCAGUGUGGGUUUUAUAGCAUGGUGUGUUAACUCCCGCUGCUGUAAAGGAUGCACAGCACCCUGGGACCCAACGCAGAGUUGCAGCCCUGCCCGCCUUCUGCUGGUU